Diatraea saccharalis (sugarcane borer) is the source of this 3180-nucleotide messenger RNA. The record is from the annotation of a GenBank genome assembly. NCBI's taxonomy places the organism in Eukaryota, Metazoa, Arthropoda, Insecta, Lepidoptera, Crambidae.
AUGUGGUCAAAGAUUAGCACGUUGCUGCUGGUAACUGCUGCUGCACAGGCUUUCCUAGAAGGUCCCAACGUUUGCAGCAGGCAGGAGUCAUACCAAACGACAGUCAAAGUUUCAGAGAAUCAACCAUAUCAAGUGAAAGAAUACGCUUGGUGCUUUAAUGUGCCUCCACGAUGUUCCAAGUACAAGAUCAAGUUUCGUCAGGUGUUCAAAACGGAGACUCUUAUUAAAUAUAGGCCGGUAGAGGAAUGUUGCUCGGGUUACGCGCCUGAUGAGGGAGGGCGACAGUGUGUGCCAGUGUGCGUGAACAACUGCGUGCAUGGCACGUGCGUGGCGCCCAACACAUGCUCGUGCGCGCACGGAUAUGGGGGACCUGCCUGUGAUAUAUCAUGCCCGGACGGGAAGUGGGGUCGCAACUGUCAGAAUUCGUGCCAUUGCGUCAACGGUGGCAUAUGCGAACCUUUAACGGGGGAGUGCGCGUGCGCACCGGGAUGGCGCGGAAGGUCUUGUGAACAGGCGUGCACUGCGCCCAGCUUCGGUGACAACUGUCAGCAAACCUGCCAGUGCAAUAAUAACGCUACCUGCGACCCUGCCAGCGGGGCCUGCACUUGUCUGCCGGGCUUCACGGGACCGCUUUGUGAACGUACGUGUCCCCGCGGCGACCCAUGUCCGCAAGGUUGUCGGUGUCAAAAUAGCGGCACUUGCAACCCACUCACAGCAGAGUGCCAAUGCAAACCCGGCUGGACCGGAGAAGUUUGUGCAAAUAAAUGUCCUGUGGGAAAAUGGGGUAAAAAUUGUGAAAGAUCAUGUGAGUGCGCAAAUGGUGCUGGGUGCCAUCAUGUUACUGGUCAUUGUCAAUGUGAAGCUGGCUUCACAGGCGAAAAGUGCUUAGACGUGUGCCCGUUGGGAACGUACGGUGUAGACUGCAUGGGCAAAUGUUCGUGUCAGCAUGGGGGCGCGUGCGAUUCUCGUACCGGUGCGUGCACAUGCAAGUCAGGGUGGCGAGGCGAGUGGUGCGAACAUCGUGCAUGCCCCGAUGACAAGUGGGGUGCGCGAUGUGACAAAGACUGCGAGUGCGAUCCCGCCACUACCGACUUAUGUGAUCCAUGGACUGGAGCGUGUGAGUGUGCGGCGGGGUGGGGAGGGGAGAGGUGCGGGCGGCAAUGCCCGUUGCUAACAUACGGCAAAGGAUGCCGCAAUACUUGCCGCUGUGAGAACAGCGGACACUGCUCCCCUAUCAACGGGUCGUGUUUAUGCGCGCCGGGUUAUAGAGGUAUACGUUGCGAGGAGCAGUGCCCGUAUCCGUUAUACGGUGACAACUGCGCGGAUACGUGCGACUGUCACAAUAACGCCACUUGUUCCCACGAGACUGGACAGUGUCUAUGUACGCCUGGGUUUGACGGUUUGAGAUGUGACCGACCGUGUGAUGGCAAGACAUUUGGUUUAAAGUGCCUACAGCCUUGUAAUUGUGAAAAUGAUGCACCUUGUAACCCUGUUAAUGGCGAUUGCAUUUGUGGUCCGGGGUAUCAGGGAACAAAGUGCGAGCGCCGUUGCCCGGUUGGGUACUUCGGUCAGGGCUGCCAAUACGCAUGCAGCUGUUCGGAGAACGCUAGGGGUUGCCACCAUGUCACAGGGCAGUGCAUCUGCGAGACCAGCUGGAGAGGUGUCCGUUGCGAGACUCAAUGUGCCGAGGGUCACUAUGGAGAAGAGUGUUCUGAGCGUUGUCAGUGCUUGAACAACUCUUCUUGCGAUGCGGAGACCGGGCGAUGCGUAUGCGCUGCCGGAUGGACCGGACUGGACUGUGCGCAGCCUUGCCCGUCCGGCACUUACGGCGCCGGCUGUAGUCAAGUCUGUCCAGAUUACAAUGGUAACACCACCUGUGAUCCCGUGACUGGAAAUUACUCGUGUCCUAGUGGGUAUACUGGAGCCACUUGUGAAUAUCCUUGUCCGUUAGGCACCUAUGGGAUUGACUGUAAGGAGAAGUGUAAUUGCAAGAAUGGCGCUGAUUGUCAUCAUGUCACCGGUGAAUGUCAGUGCCUGCCUGGUUGGCGCGGCGCUCGCUGCGGCGAGGCGUGCCCGGCGGGGUGGUGGGGCGCGGCGUGCUCGCAGCCCUGCCGCUGUGCCACCGGCGCCGCGUGCCGACCUAACGACGGAUACUGCCGCUGCCCGCCCGGCUACACGGGCAACUAUUGCACGCAGUUUUGUCCGGAAGGCUACUAUGGUGAUCACUGCAUGGAGGCGUGUAACUGUUCCUCGCACGGAAACUGGGAGUGUCAUCCGGUGAAAGGUUGCAUUUGUCAUCGGAAUUUCAUUGGUGAAAACUGUGACAUACACGCUAGUGACGCCAUCGUUAUAGAUAGAGCGGAAGGUUCCUCGAAAGGUUUAAUGGUUGUGAUGAUUAUAUUGUCACUGUUAUGCGCUGCGGCCGUAAUAUUAGUUCUGUUGUAUUAUCGGAAGCGUGUGCGCAAUCUGAAGCGGGAGAUAGCGCACGUUCAUUACACCGCCGAUCCAAAUUCGCAACCAGAUCAACAACACUUCGACAACCCUGUAUAUUCAUACCAGGGGUCGACUCGCGGUGACGAUUCUGCUACCCUCUUGAAUAACGCUAACCAUAUCUUGAACAACUUAGGCAGCAAGGUCAACAAUACAACUAUGGAAAAAUUGAGGAUGCGUCCCAGCGCAUCUACAGACACGUCGUCGAGCACAUACGAUCCACUUGCCUCUUUGAAAAACAAAGAUGCGGACGCAAACAAUCCUAACCUGUAUCAUUUUAUUGAUGAUGACAACAAAUUGGACCAUGUAUACGACGAAAUCAAACAUAAGGAAGGUUAUGAAAUGGAGUACGAUCAUUUAAAUUAUACACCGCCAGUAAACAAAUGGAAGCAACACUACCAAAGGAUGGCUAACAAUAUGUUUACCAUACCGAACGCUGACGGAACGCCAGCAUCGGACGUACCGCGAACAGAUUCCGGUACACCGCCAAUACCUCCGUUACCAAAACUCCCUAACGGUACUCCUCUUCCCCCCAGGAGAGAAGACAUUGAUGAUUCUAUGCACUCAUCGAACGAAGAUACCCCACUGCCAAUACCACCGAAGAGGCAAAUAGACAUCGACUCUCCAAAUAUCAACCGAGAAGAUUCGCCUGUAACGAUUGGCAGUGCUUUUAGCGAGGCAGAUCGGUGA